GACAGCGUUACAUUAGUAAUUCCACUCUCCCUCCGCCACGUCAUCUGUGUAACGGACGCCUACCCCAUUCCCGCGGGCCCCAUCUCCAUCUCCAAACCUCCCUAUAUAGCCUUCUCUUUUUUGCUCUUCUUUCUUACAACCUCAGACCAGAACGAAAAAUUUUUUUUAAAAGAAAAAAAAAACACAAACAUGAAAUUUUGAGCUCAUUUUCUUUUCCGAAUUUAACCUCGUACAAUUGAUUAAUUUACAAUUUAGUCCUCCUAACCAAAAUGGCGCCGUCUGCCAGGGCCAACCGGAGGUGGGCUGACGAGGAGGACGACGACAAUCAGCUGGACCGUCUCCGGCGGCCCCGGCGGGUGAGGAAGUAUAGGUCGAUUGUGGCAAUAAUGAGGGUAGCUAGAAGGGUCCAACUUAUAAAUGAGGAUGACGAUGAUGGUUUUGAUCAAACGGUGGAGAUAAAGAAGGAGGAGAAUGUUGAUGAUGAUGAUGGUGGUGGUGGUGAUGAUUGUUAUAGCAAAUUGGGGUGUCAGGAAUGUGGGAGAGGGGAUAACGAGGAGGAGAUUUUGCUGUGUGAUAAAUGUGAUAAAGGGUACCAUUUGGAUUGUCUAAGGCCAAUUGUGCCCCGGGUGCCAUUUGGGCACUGGUACUGCCCUAGCUGCUCUGAUCACAUUCGUCCCAGCAUGGCUCUGGCUAAAAGUCUUACGCAGACAUCCAUACUUGAUUUCUUUCGGAUUCAGAAAUGCAGUGAAUCAAUGGCGGAUUUUACUUCAGCUCUAGAUACUAGAAAACGUCGGAAGCGUUCUGGGCCUUUGGUGUACCACAAGAAAAGGAGAAGACUUCUGCCAUAUAUACCAGCGGAAGAUGCUGAUCAAAGGCUAAAGCAAAUGGGAUCUCUUGCUUCUGCUUUGACCGCAAUGAACAUGGAAUUCAGUGCUGAGCUUACUUAUGUGCGUGGCAUGGCUCCUAGGUCUGCCAAUCAGGCCAAGUUUGAAAAGGGUGGAAUGCAGGUCCUUUGCAAAGAAGAUGUUGAAACAUUGGAGUACUGUAAACUUAUGGAGAAAAGUGGCUUAUGUCCCCCACUUAUGGUUGUGUUUGAUUCGUGUGAAGGUUAUACGGUAGAGGCUGAUGGUCCAAUAAAGGACUUGACUUUGAUAGCAGAGUAUGCAGGAGAUGUGGAUUAUAUGAAGAAAAGGGAAUGUGAUGACUGUGACAGCUUAAUGACGCUCCUUUCAGCAAAACAGCCAUCCAGGAGUCUCGUUGUCUGCCCGGACAAGCGUGGCAACAUUGCCCGGUUUAUAAACGGCAUAAACAACCAUUUGCCGGAAAGUAAGAAGAAGCAGAAUCUUAAGUGCGUGAGGUAUGAUGUAGAUGGCAAAUGCCGAGUCCUUUUGGUUGCUACUCGCGAUAUUGCUAAGGGGGAGAGGUUGUACUAUGAUUACAAUGGGCAUGAGCAUGAAUAUCCAACUCAUCAUUUCAUCUAAGUUCUGAAGCAACGGAUUUUUUGCCAAUGAGACUGCAGGACCAUAGAAAUCUCAUUUUUGUCUUCAGAUAUACAUAGCAGCAGCAAAUUUUUCUCUAACAGUAGGUAGCUGUACUGCUGGCCAUCAUUGUGGCCAUGAUAGUGCAAAUUCCAAAGAGGAUGUUUAUUUUGGAUUUGACAUAUCAAAUGCAGCUUAGACAGGUUACAUGCUUAUGUAGCACAGUUACAA
Molecule: messenger RNA, 1709 nt
Organism: Coffea eugenioides
Lineage: Eukaryota; Viridiplantae; Streptophyta; Magnoliopsida; Gentianales; Rubiaceae
Product: probable Histone-lysine N-methyltransferase ATXR5
Exons: 6
Coding region: 270-1481 (403 amino acids)
Molecular function (GO): protein binding
Source: RefSeq, a predicted model, not a curated record